Molecule: messenger RNA, 789 nt
Organism: Cladophialophora immunda
Lineage: Eukaryota; Fungi; Ascomycota; Eurotiomycetes; Chaetothyriales; Herpotrichiellaceae
Exons: 1
Coding region: 1-789 (262 amino acids)
Source: RefSeq, a predicted model, not a curated record
AUGUCACACUCCUUACUACUCACGCUUCCACCCGAGCUACGACGACAUAUCUUCCAGCAUUACUUUGAACUCCAGCCUCUCGGUCCCGCGUCUGGCCCCAUCCCCUGGUGCGGAGCGUCGGCCACCCUUCGUGAAGUGACAUGUUUGUCCGGCACGGUCAAGACCAUCUUGGCUCUGGAACGCCGCGGCCACCGGGGGAGGUUAGUCGACGUGCCUACUCCAACGCGUCUCUUCCUCGUGUGCCGGCGAAUCUACGGCGAGGCGGUGGCUCUGUUCUACGGCUCGCUCAUGUUUACCAUCGACCCGUCCAUCUCCAGGUUCUCGCCCUCUUCUCUCUCGCAGGUCAUGGGUCAUACGGCUGGUUUUCUCCGGAAAGUCCAGAUCGACCGGAGACUCUGUCUGCGGGAGACCACCGACCGCGGUGGAGAGCACGAGAGAUUGGCCGAGGCAACGACGCUCCUUUUGAAGGACGCCCAAAUGAUCCGGCGCUCUCUCAGCAAGGUUGAGGCAUUGGUCAUCCGACUGGCCAUCAGGUACCCUGUUGACGAGCAGGAUCAAGACUGGUUCAUUGCCCAAGUAGCGACAGACUUGUGCCAAAGGGUCUCGGUUGAGACGACAGGCUGGACGGUUGCUCACUGCACCCACAAUGACCGCGUUACGGCGACGCUGGAUACUCCGCUGCUGUUGGCCCAACUAUUACUGCAGCGUCUGUCGGCAGCGACGACUCUGGCCGACGAAAACCUCCACUGCGAAGAAGACUAUAUAGUAGAUAUCGAAGGGACCGUAUAG